AUGUUUCCCGUGCGACCAAACCGAACGGCGUCCUUGACCGCGGCGCAACAACAAGCAGCGGUGCAGAGACAGGCCUAUUUGCCCGGCCAACCCGUGUCGGUCCUGUUUGUAUGUUUGGGCAACAUUUGCCGGUCGACGAUGGCAGAGGGAAUCUUCAGACACAUGGCGGCGCAGCCACAGUACAAGGACAAGAUUGGAGAUAUUGAUUCCUGCGGAACAGCUGCGUAUCAUGCAGGCGAACCACCGGAUGACCGAACACUGGAAACUCUGGAGAAGCACGACAUCUUCGACUACGAUCACGAUGCGCGCCGCAUUACGCGAAGCGACUUUGACAGAUUCGACUACAUCUUCGCCAUGGACCUCUCCAACCUUUCAGACCUCGAACGCCUCAAGCGCGAAAACAAAGACUCCAAGGCCAAGGUGAUGCUCUACGGCGACUACAGUGGCACGAAGAAGCCUGAAGUCGUCAGCGACCCCUAUUACGGUGGCCAGGAUGGCUUUGACAAGGCAUUUGAGCAGUGUUCUCGCUUUGCUAAAAACUUUCUGCAAGACGUGGUGGGCGAGGAAAAAGAAGAAAAAUAA
Molecule: messenger RNA, 582 nt
Organism: Trichoderma gamsii
Lineage: Eukaryota; Fungi; Ascomycota; Sordariomycetes; Hypocreales; Hypocreaceae
Product: low molecular weight phosphotyrosine protein phosphatase
Exons: 3
Coding region: 1-582 (193 amino acids)
Biological process (GO): protein dephosphorylation
Cellular component (GO): cytoplasm
Molecular function (GO): acid phosphatase activity; non-membrane spanning protein tyrosine phosphatase activity
Source: RefSeq, a predicted model, not a curated record